Stegostoma tigrinum is the source of this 2776-nucleotide messenger RNA. RefSeq lists its product as uncharacterized. Bases 216 to 1364 code for a protein of 382 amino acids. Lineage: Eukaryota; Metazoa; Chordata; Chondrichthyes; Orectolobiformes; Stegostomatidae. The transcript has 2 exons. The record is from RefSeq and is a predicted model, not a curated record.
GAGGCUCGAAACGUCAGCCUUCCUGCUCCUCUGAUGCCGCUGGGCCUGCUGUGUUCGUCCAGCUCCACACCGUGUUAUCACAGCCCAAGAUAUCCGCGAAUGGUCAGCGCUCGCUGCCGGGGCGCGGACCGAUUGGUGCAACAGGUUGUCCCUCAAGUGAUGAGGCGGGCUCUACACCUUUGCCAUGUUGCACCUGGACUGUAAAGGACGAAAUAAUGAAAGCCAUUAACAAGAUGGAUCUUGCAGAUUUUAAAGGAAGAAAGGUUAGGGUUCAGCCAUCCAAGGGAAUUGCCAAAACACAAUCUGUCAGUGGUGCAGUGGAAAAUUUUCGUCCCCUCGGAAGAUCGAGCCACCAGGAAGCAGAAUGCUCCAGGGCACCGUGUGAGUCCCCAGAUAGGUACGGCCAGCAAAAGUCACUCUACACUUGUUCCCACCCAGACGGUGUUACCCAGCAAUCUGUUGAUGAUUACGAGCACUUUGCACCCGGCCCUCACCUUGGGUCCCAAGCUGCCCGCCGUGCGCGCUGGGGCUAUCGGCUCCAGUAUUCUGUCCCUCCGAGCCUCUCCAAGAACAAAUCCCUGUACCACCGCUUCCGCCUGCCUCCGCUCCCUGCACCAAAGCUGGAAAACAGAAAACCCACAAAGAGGAAAAUACCUCGGGAGGAUAAGCCUGCCUUCGUCAAAAGGUCCUGUCCCUCGCUUGUCAAUAUCACUACUCAAGGACAGAGCCUCCUGAUGAAACAGUUAAACACUUCUGAGAUGGGAGAGAGUUCCCAAUCUAAUCUGUUAAGUGCUCACAUCCUGGCAGGGAGGCCCCAAUCCGGUAUGUUAAACACCUCCACUUUUGGAGAGAAUACCCAAUUUGGCCUGUUAAGUACCCACGACUUAGGAAUGCAAGGCCAAUCCAGGUUAAACACCUCUGUCCUUAAAGAGAGUGCUCGAACUGGCCUGUUGGACACCCCCACUCUGGAAGAAAGUGCUCAAUCUAACUUGUUAAAGACCCUCAUCUUGGGAAUGCAUGCCCGAUCCAAUCAGUCAGACACCCCUAUUGCAGAUCAGGGUCAACGAGCCAGCCUUUUGAGUUCCCCGUCUGCAAGAAAGAGUGCUCAAUCUGGCUUGUUAAGGGAGCCCUUACUGAGAAAGAGUGCUGAAUUUGGCCUGCUAAAUACUCCAAGCCUCAGAAAGAGUGCUAAAUCUGGCUUGCUAAAUACUCCCACCCUCGGAAAGAAUGCUAAAUCUGGCCUGCUAAAUGCUCCUGCAUCCAGCAGAACUGCGCAAUCUGGCCUGUUAAACGCUCCCCACCAUUCUGAGAGAGAUAGUCUGAUUGGACCUGUUAAAUACCCCUGCCCUGGGGAACAGUGCUGAAUCCAGCCAGAGACAUGUGUCUUCUUGUCUCUGCCCCUGCUCACCCAUAAAAUACACUUGCUCAGUUUUGCUCCACAUCAAUUUGUACCUCCCAAGUGAGAUGCCAGUUUCUGCACCUCUAGGUGUCAAACUAAUCCGAGCCAGCAGUCUUUUCAGAGAUAAGUGCUGAGUUUCAUCAGAUCCUGAACUGUUAACCUUUAUUGUAGACCGCAAAGAAACUGAUUCUAGUUGGAGGCAUAGAUACAGUUUCAGGCUAAUUCCGCUCUCUCACCCACCACCCCAACCCUGUCUCACUGCAGCAAAAUCUGGACCUUCUGUUGGCACCUCAGUUUCUUGCUCGUUUCUUGUCCCUAUGCCCUGACAUUUUUCAUUGUCUAGGGCACUUCCCUCAAGGUCAGCGGAGCAAAGCAUUGCCUUGCUGUCUUGGCAUGUCUCAUCAAAGGUCCUGUGACAAUGAGUGUCCCUCUUCUGACUUGAAGGCAGUGGAUGUGUAAAACUGCUCCCAUCCACUCCUUGUCUGACAUUCUUCAGUGAGUUACCUUCCCGUGCAUUGCUGAACUGCAUUUUUAGCUCAAUUUUAAAUUUUGCAUACCUUCUGGCUGGGGACAUCUACUGUACCUUCUCCUACCAACAGCAAGGUGAGAUUUGCUUAGUGCAGUUAGAACACCGAAACUGAUGAUAUCCCAGUUAGUUAACUAUGCGCAAAUGCUUUGUGAAGUUAACUGGAUGUCACGGAGUUUGCGUCUAUAGAAGUUAUCCUAAUUAGCAGUGGCUAUCAAUUACCAGUAAUGUGUCCCCUUUCUGAAAGCAGGAACAAUACGCAAAAUUUAUACAAAAGCAAAGAUGGAUCAAAUUAAAUCAAACCCCAUUCACCAUAUCAACUGUACUGCCUCUUGUACAAUCAUCCUGACCAUUUCUUCUGGCUAGCUGGCUCUCUCUACAAUUCUGAUGAAAAUUCAAGGGCCAGGAUUGAUACAUUCAAUUACACACCCCCUCCCCUCAUCCCCAACGUGUUCCAGCAAAGUUGUAUUUGUCCUCCGAUAUUUUGAGACAUCCACGUCAAAACACUGUUUAAAAUUGCUGCAUGUGCUUGUGAAGUGUUGCUGUUUGUUACAGGCACACAACAGUUUUGAAGUGAGCUGUGGUCGGUAGUUACAACCAAAAUUUGGUCAGCACAUUUCAAUCUGCAGUUCAACUCUGACUGACUUGUAUCUGAAUUUACUCAACAAUGUUAGGCUUAAACUGAUACAUUCCCACUUUUAUCAAUAGAAGAAUUAACUCCACAUCACAUGAUAUAAUGCUCCUGAUUUGAUUUGUUUGAGCAAUACCAUUGAAUAUUUAAUAAAAACCAAAAGAAAUGCAGACGCUGUAAAUCAGGAACAAAAGCAAAGUUGCCGGAAAAGCUCAGCAGG